Molecule: messenger RNA, 636 nt
Organism: Colletotrichum truncatum
Lineage: Eukaryota; Fungi; Ascomycota; Sordariomycetes; Glomerellales; Glomerellaceae
Product: xanthine phosphoribosyltransferase 1
Biological process (GO): hypoxanthine metabolic process; GMP salvage; XMP salvage
Cellular component (GO): cytoplasm
Molecular function (GO): hypoxanthine phosphoribosyltransferase activity
Source: RefSeq, a predicted model, not a curated record
AUGGUCGAGAAGCUCUACGUCACGUACAACGAUGUCCACAAGCUCUGCCAGGAGUCCGCGACCGACAUCCUCGAGAAGUUCCAGCCCCAGCUCAUGAUCGCCAUCGGCGGUGGCGGCUUCAUCCCGGCCCGUAUCCUGCGCUCCUUCCUCAAGCAGCCCGGAAGCCCCAACAUCCCCAUCCAGGCCAUCGGCCUCUCCCUCUACGAGACCCUUCCCGAGACCCUUGGCGGCAAUGCCACCCCCGGCGCCCCCGAGGUGCCCGGCACCAAGGUUACCCGCACCCAGUGGCUCGACCUCAGCGCCCUCGGCGAGAUGGAGAACCUCAUCGGCAAGCGCGUUCUGAUCGUCGACGAGGUCGACGACACCCGCACCACCCUCGAGUACGCCGUGAAGGAGCUUGAGAAGGACGUCGAGGCCGCCCGCCAGCGUAUGGGCGGAAAGGGCGAGAAGACCGAGUUCGGCAUCUUCGUCCUGCACAACAAGGACAAGAAGAAGAAGGGCACCCUGCCCGAGGAAAUGCUGGACUCCGGCCGCUACUUCGUCGCCCGCACCGUCAAGGAUAUCUGGAUCAACUACCCCUGGGAGGCCAUCGACAUCGACGAGCACGACCGCCUUGGCGCUGGCCAGGCUAAAUAG